AUGUCAGCCCUCUCACAAGAGGUUAAUAACACCUUGAUCAAUGUUUUGCAAGGUUUUGCAUCCCCAAACAAUGAAGUUCGUUCUGCAGCGGAACGUGCUUUAAAUCAGGAAUGGAUUACUCCAGAAAAUAUUGAACCGCUAUUGGUAUUUUUAUCAGAGCAGGCUUCUUUUUCACAAGACCCUACAAUUGCUGCAUUAUCUGCUGUUUUAUUUAGAAAAUUGGCUCUUCGAGCACCUCCAUCCUCUAAAACUAUAAUUAUUGCCAAAAAUAUCACACAUAUCAGUGAAUCUGCUUUAGCACAGAUACGUGUUACUUUAUUGAAAGGGUUUGUUAAUGAAAGACCAAAUAAUAUUAGACAUAAAUUAUCUGAUGCUAUUGCAGAAUGUGCCCAAGAAUCUUUAGCAGACUGGCCUGAACUUUUACAAACUUUGGUGGAGGCCUUAAAAAAUCCUGAUCCGAACUUUAGAGAAUCUAGUUUUAGAAUACUAGCCUCUGUUCCUCAUUUAAUUAAUGCUGUUGAUGUAUCAAACAUUCUACCUUUGUUUGAAGCUGGGUUUACUGAUUCCGAUGAUAACGUAAAGAUUGCUUCUGUAACUGCAUUUGUUGGAUAUUUUAAACAAUUACCAAAAAGUAACUGGUCUAAGCUUGGGGUGCUUCUUCCAAGUUUAAUGAACAGUUUACCAAAGUUCUUGGAUGAUGGUAAGGACGAUGCCUUAGCUUCAGUGUUUGAAUCCUUAGUAGAAUUGGUCGAAUUAGCACCAAAAUUAUUUAAAGAUAUGUUCGAUCAAAUAAUACAAUUUAUUGAUAUUGUUAUUAAGAAUAAAGAGCUAGAAACUUCUGCUAGAACAACUGCUUUAGAACUUUUAACGGUUUUCAGUGAAAAUGCCCCUCAAAUGUGUAAAGCUAACCAGCUGUAUGCACAAUCAGUCAUUAUGGAUACUCUAUUGAUGAUGACAGAAAUUUCCAUUGAUGAUGAUGCAGCUACAGAAUGGGAAAAUUCUGAUGAUGCAGACGAAGAUGAUGAAGAAAUUGCAUAUGACCAUGCUCGCCAAUCUCUAGACCGUGUUUCAUUAAAGUUAGGUGGUUCAUAUCUGGCACCAACUUUAUUCCAAUAUUUGCAACAAAUGCUUGCUUCCUCCGUAUGGAGAGAAAGAUUCGCAGCUCUUAUGGCCCUAUCAUCUGCUGCUGAAGGGUGUCGUAGUGUUCUAAUCGGCGAGAUCCCAAAAAUCUUGAACAUGAUCAUUCCGCUAAUCAACGACCCACACCCAAGAGUUCAAUAUGGUUGUUGUAAUGCAUUAGGCCAAAUUUCUACAGAUUUUGCACCAUUGAUCCAAAGAACUUCUCAUGAUAAAAUUUUACCUGCAUUAAUUUCUAAGUUAACUCCUAACUCAAUUGAUAGAGUUCAAACUCACGCAGCAGCAGCAUUGGUCAAUUUCUCUGAACAUGCUAACCAAGCUAUAUUGGAACCAUAUUUGGAUAGUCUAUUAACAAAUCUUUUAAAUUUGUUGCAAAGUAACAAACUGUAUGUUCAAGAACAAGCAUUGACUACCAUUGCAUUUAUCGCCGAAGCUGCUGAAAAGAAGUUCAUCAAAUAUUACGAUACUUUGAUGCCUCUAUUAUUAAAAGUACUAAGUACACAAUCUGAUGAAUCAAGCAAGGUAUUGAAGGGUAAGUGUAUUGAAUGUUCAACAUUAAUUGCCUUAGCUGUAGGUAAGGAUAAAUUCUCCGAACAUUCUCAAAGCUUAAUCAGCUUACUAAUUGCAUAUCAAAAUGAAGGUAUUCAAGAUGAUGAUCCAAUGAAAUCAUACUUGGAGCAUGGUUGGAGUAGAAUCUGUAGAAUCUUGCGUGAAGAUUUUAUGCCUUUAUUACCUAUUGUUCUUCCUUCUUUAUUAGAAACUGCCAAGGCUACUCAAGAUGUUAGUUUAAUUGAUGAAGAAGAAGCAAGCAACUUUCAAAAAUAUACAGAAUGGGAAGUUGUUCAAGUUCAAGGGAAACAUAUCGCUAUCCAUACAUCCAUUUUGGAUGACAAGGUUACUGCAAUGGAGUUAUUACAGGUCUAUAGUACUGUUCUAAGAAACAAUUUCGCUCCAUAUGUUGAAGAUAUUAUGACUGAAAUUGCCAUUCCUUCAAUAGAUUUCUACUUACAUGACGGUGUCCGUGCAACUGGUGCAAAUCUUGUGCCUGCUCUACUGUCAUGUCUGGUAGCUGCUGUUGGAUUACAAAACGAAGAAGUUAUUAAGCUAUGGCACUUGGCGUCUUCAAAGUUGAUAUCAGGCAUUAUUUCAGAGCCUAUGCCAGAAAUCACUGAAAUUUACCAUUCUGCACUUGUCGAUGGUAUUGCUAUUAUGGGUAAGGGCUGUCUAAAUGAUGAUUUAAUGAGAGAAUAUGCAAAUGGUGUUAGCGCUAACUUGACCGAUACUUAUGAACGUAUAAAGGAUAGACAUGGUGAAGACGAUGAGUAUAAUGAAGAUGCAGAUGAUGAUUAUGAUGAUUUUACAGACGAAAGCUUGUUGGAUGAUAUCAACAAAUCUAUUGCAGCCGUUUUUAACUGCUCGAGUGGUAAAUUCAUCAAUCAAUUCCAAACUCUCUGGCCAUUGAUUUCAACAUAUUUGCGUGAUGACGAAUCUAUUAUACAAAUUUUUGCAUUAACUUCUAUAGCGGAUAUGGUCCAAUACACUGGAGAACAGAGCGCACCAUUUAAAGAAGGAUUUGACAAAUCUGUUACAGGUCUAUUAUUAUCACCAGACCCAACUUUACGUCAAGCUGCUUCAUACGUUGUUGGUAUUUGUGCCCAAUAUGCAUCUACCGUUUAUGCUGAUCUAUCUACAACAUCUUUAGCGACUUUGUUCCAAAUUGCAUCUAUACCUGAAGCAAAGUCCGAAGAAAAUGAAACUGCAACUGAAAACGCUAGUGCUGCCAUUGCUAAAAUUUUAUCAUCUUAUGGUGCCAAUAUCCCAAACAUGGAUGCUUGUAUUGAAAAUUGGUUAAAGUUAUUGCCAACUGUUGUAGAUGAAGAUGCUGCUGCUUUCAAUUACAGAUUUUUAAGCCAUUUGAUAGAAAGUAAUUCACCAGCUGUUUGUGACCCAUCGAAAAUCCCUGCUUGUGUUGAUUAUGUUAUCCAAGCUUUACACCAUAAAUCUUUAUCUGGAAAGGAUGCAAACGUCGUAGUUGAAUCUGUCAAGAAACUAUUAGGAACGCUACCUCAAAAUGAAGCGAUGUCAAUGUUACAAAAAUACCCAAGCGAUAUCAUGCAGACAAUUCAAACCUGGUUUUCAUAG
Molecule: messenger RNA, 3279 nt
Organism: Vanderwaltozyma polyspora DSM 70294
Lineage: Eukaryota; Fungi; Ascomycota; Saccharomycetes; Saccharomycetales; Saccharomycetaceae
Gene: PSE1
Product: importin PSE1
Exons: 1
Coding region: 1-3279 (1092 amino acids)
Biological process (GO): protein import into nucleus
Cellular component (GO): nucleus; cytoplasm
Molecular function (GO): nuclear import signal receptor activity
Source: RefSeq, a predicted model, not a curated record